CUUCCGCCCUCCAAAACCAAAACCAGAAUCGAAACUGCGCAGGGGUCCAUGCAGCAGGAGCCUGCACCCGCCCGAUCUCCGGGGCCCCAGCAGGACCCCGCCCUGCCCCACGCGCCCACCAUGCCGCCCCCGGAGCCCCCCUCCGAAGGCCACCAGCCCAGCCCCAGCCACAGCCCUACAAAGCAAGCCACCGACGAGGAGUUCCAGUUCCUGUGCUGCCAGGGCUGCCAGGUCGAAGCCAAGUGCCCCAAGCUGCUGCCUUGCUUGCACACGCUGUGCUCGAAAUGCCUGGAGGUGCCAGGCGUGCAGUGCCCCAUCUGCCAGGCUCCCCGGCUCCCGGGCACUGACGGGCCAGCCCUGGAUAACGUCUUUUUCGAGAGUCUGCAGCGGCGCUUGUCCGUGUACCGGCAGAUCGUGGACGCGCAGGCAGUUUGCACCCGCUGCAAAGAGUCGGCCGACUUUUGGUGCUUCGAGUGCGAGCAGCUCCUCUGUGCCAAGUGCUUUGAGGCGCACCAGUGGUUCCUCAAGCACGAGGCCCGGCCGCUGGCUGAGCUCCGCCACCAGUCGGUGCAUGAGUUCUUGGACGGCACUCGCAAGUCCAACAACAUCUUCUGCUCCAACCCCAACCAUCGCACCCCUACGCUGACUAGCAUCUACUGUCGAGGCUGCUCCAAGCCGCUGUGUUGCUCGUGCGCGCUCCUGGACACCGGCCACAGCGAGCUCAAGUGCGACAUCACCGCAGAGAUCCAGCAGCGGCAGGAGGAGCUGGACACCAUGACCCAGGCGCUGCACGAGCAGGACGUCGCCUUCGGGGAGGUGCACGCGCAGAUGCGCUCGGCCAUCGGCCAGCUGGGCCGCGCGCGCACCGACACCGAGGAGCUGAUCCGCGCACGCGUGCGCCAGGUGGUAGCACACGUGCUGGCGCAGGAGCGCGAGCUGCUGGAGGCCGUGAACGAGCGGUACCAGCGCAGUUACGAGGAGAUGGCCAGCCGGCUGAGCCGCCUCGACGCUGUGCUGCAGCGCAUCCGCACGGGCAGCUCGCUGGUGCAGAGGAUGAAAUGCUACGCCUCGGAACAGGAGGUGCUGGACAUGCACGGCUUCCUGCGCGAGGCGCUCUGCCGCCUGCGUCAGGAGGAGCCCCAGAGCCUGCAAGACACAGUGUGCACCGACAGCUUCGACGAGUUCAAGGUGCGCCUGCAGGACCUCAUCUCUUGCGUCACCCAGGGAACAGAUGCAGCUCUGUCCAGGAGAGCCAGCCCAGAGGCUGCCAGCACUCCCAGGGACCUUUUUGACGUUGACCUGCCCAAGGAGGCACAGAAGGCCCAGGCCCUCGGGCUGGCUGAAGCCCAACCUAUGGCUGUGGUACAGUCAGUGCCCGGGGCACACCCUGUGCCAAUGUAUGCCUUCUCCAUCAAAGGCUCCUCCUACGGAGAGGAGGUCUCCAAUACAACCACACCCCAGAAGAGGAAGUCCUGCCAGACCCAGUGCCCCAGGAAGAUCAUCAAGAUGGAAUCUGAGGAGGAGAAAGAGGCGAGGUUGGCCCGGAGCUCCCCUGAACAGCCCAGGCCCAGCACCUCCAAGGCAGUCUCGCCACCACCCUUGGAUGGGCCCCCCAGCCCCGAGAGCCCCACCGCAGAAAACGAGGUCAUCCAGCCCAACAGCAACCACGUGACCAGCAACGCAGAGGAGGCAGAGGAGCGCGUCGUGGUGAUCAGCAGUUCGGAAGACUCAGAUGCCGAAAACUCGUCCUCCCGAGAGCUGGACGACAGCAGCAGCGAGUCCAGUGACCUCCAGCUGGAGGGCUCCAGCUCACUCAGGGUCCUGGACGAGAGCCUUGCCGACCCCCAAGCAGAAGACAGGCCCCUGGUUUUCUUUGACCUCAAGCUUGACAAUGAAACCCAGAAGAUUAGCCAGCUGGCUGCCGUGAACCGGGAGAGCAAGUUCCGUGUGCUCAUCCAGCCCGAGCCCUUCUUCAGCAUCUACUCCAAGGCCGUCUCCCUGGAGGUGGGGCUGAAGCACUUCCUCAGCUUCCUGAGGACCAUGCGCCGCCCCGUCUUGGCCUGCUAUAAGCUGUGGGGGCCCAGCCUCCCCAACUUCUUCCAGGCCCUGGAGGACAUUAACAGGCUAUGGGAAUUCCAGGAGGCCAUCUCGGGCUUCCUGGCUGCACUGCCGGUCAUCCGGGAGCACGUGCCCGGGGCCAGCAGCUUCAAACUCAAGAGCCUGGCCAAGACCUACCUGGCGAGAAACAUGAGCGAGCGCAGUGCCCUGGCCGCCGUGCUGGCCAUGCGUGACCUGUGCCGCCUCCUCGAGGUCUCCCCGGGCCCCCGGCUGGCCCAGCACAUCUACCCCUUCAGCAACCUGCAGUGCUUCGCCUCCCUGCAGCCCCUGGUACGGGCCGCGGUCCUGCCCCGGGCCGAUGCCCGCCUCCUGGCCCUCCGCAACGUGAGCUUCCUGGAGCUGCUGACCGCACACCACCAUAACCCGCAGGGGGGUUUGAAGAAGUACAGCCGCUACCUGAGCCUGCAGACCACCUCACCACCCCCUACCCAGCCUGCUCUCAACCUGCAAGCUCUGAGCACCUACUUUGAAGGCCUGUUGGAGCAGCCAGCCUUGGCACAGGCACAAGGUGUCUGUACCCCUCUCGCUGGCCACAGCGUGGCAGAAAGGGCCUCCCAGCAGAGCUGAGAGGAGAGGGUGACUGUCUGGGGCUUUGGGGGCAGAGAGGGAUGGGGUACCUGAGCCAGGCCACACCCAGUACAGCAUUCCCAAGUCCUGGUCCAAGUACUCAGUUGUCAUUUCAUCCAGAAUCAGUUCUCUGUCUCUGGGACCAAAUUCCCUUUUUCUAAAAAUCCUACAGAGAAGUUUCCAAAGCCAAGUACUACCCCCCCUCCCUCAACUCCCCAGGAGCACACCAGACCCCGAGCCCCUCCCUGCAGGAGCCAGAGCCAGGGAGAUCCUGAGUGAAGAAGACACCACGACAUGACCUUUGGGCUCUCUAAAUAAGUGGCCCCCCCCUUGCCCCAGCCACCCCACCUGCCACUACCCAUGGGAGUGCUUAAAGCUCCUCCUGACCCCAGCCACUGCCCCAGGGGACCUGCUGGCACUCCCACGGACAGGGACAGCAAUCUGAGGUGACACUGCAAUAGCAGCAGCCCCAUGGGGACCCAAAGUGCCUUUCAAACCAAACUGCCCCUCAUGGUUUGGGUUCUUCCAGCCUCUGCCUGCCCAGAGGCCAAAUCUCUGCUCACCUCCCCUUGGACAUAUUCAUCCCAAAGAGUCUUAUAUCAGCAGAGACAGAAGCUGUUGCUCCAUGCAUGUCCAGCUUCCAAAGUCUGACUUUCCAAAGCUUCAUUCAUCAUUCCCUGCCACCCAAACACCUCCCCUUCAUCACGGCUCUGCUCUUUGUUCCUCAGGCCACCAGACCCCUCUCAGCGCAGUCCUCCACUCUCCCUGCACUGCCUCCAUCCUCAGCCCUCCCAAGGAAUCUCAAGCGCUACUCAAGGUGUGGUCCAGGGACCUGCCGCACUGACAUCCCCCGAGAGCUUCUUAAGAAUGCGGAUCCGUGGGCUCUAACUCAGGCCUCCAGAAUCAGAAUCUGUGGGGCUGGGGCCCAACAAUCUGUGUUUUAACAGAUUCUCCAGAUGAUUCUGGGGCAUGCUCAAGUUUGAGACCCACUGCUCUAGUAGACCACACCUCCGAAGGGAAGCAGUGUGGAUCAGCAGAGAAAGUCCUGUCCCUGUCUCUGAUUAUGUGCAUUAAGUUUACCUAGCAAAAGGCCCCUUGCAGAGCCCAGUGUCCCCAUCUGUAAUAUGGGCUUAUUGGCCUGCAUGGUCUCAGAGCUCCCAUGCAGCUCUGCCAUCUUGGGUGUUUAGGAAUGGACAGGAGGCCUGCAGGCCACUGCAAACAUCUGAGGCAGUGGACAAGAAACUCUCUUAUCCUUGAACCCUAGCUCCCAUUCCAAGCCAUUGGUCCCCAACCUCGUGGUUACACCAGAGGUCAGCAGCGGAACACAGGCAGGUCAGGGCUAUCCCCUGUGACGAGCAGAACCACUGUCCCUUCCCCCAUCCUUCUUCCUCCUCCAUCUCUCCCAUCCCUCCUUCUUGGCUCUCUGCUCCUGGGAUGCUUUGCAGACAGCCCAGGCCUCCGGCCCCCAUGGCUGAUGGCCUCAGCUUGCACAUUGGUGAUCUGAGCCUGCACCUCAUCCCCAUCCAGAGCAUGUCUUGAAGAUCCACCCAGGGAUUCCAUAGGAACUUGUUCCCGUGAUGGGAGUGUUGGCUCUAACAGUGAACCCAGAUGCAUUUAAAAUAAGAUUCUGAUGCCAGGCUGUUCAAGCAGGUGCUGGGUGUGAAGCUCCUGUGGGGACAGGCUGAUGGAUGGAGGGGAGGAUGGAACCCCCACCUGACUGUGCUGACUGUCUCAGCAGCUGGUAAGGCAGUACGUGGGCUGCUCCUAUCAUCCCCCCGCCCCCCCAGCCUAGCCCUGGACUGAGCGGUGCAAACUGAUUUUGGCUCCACCAUGCUUGCAAUCAGAGGUGGUUGAUCACAGGUUUUAUAACAAAAGGGCACACUGCUCUGCCUCCACUAUCACAGCCUUUAAUAAAGAUGUGAAACUUGAAAGCCCGAUGCUCCCAUCACAAACUGCUCCAUCCACCCUAGAGGAGCCAUUGAGAAGCCUCCUGUCAGGAGAGGAGGGGGCUCUUCCACGCAUGGAUGAGUGGGCACUUGCCCGGCCCAGCUGGACUUUGUGGGGGUCUUUCUGAAUUUGGCAGAGCUGAGAGCCCCUCACUACUCUGUGCUGAGGGCCUCAAGGAUAUGAACUUCCAGUUGGGGAGGCCUGGGGUGGGCUUGCCUCGGGAGGGAGCAUCUCCAAAGGAGAGAGGCAUGGGGAGGAAAA
Molecule: messenger RNA, 4893 nt
Organism: Cynocephalus volans (Philippine flying lemur)
Lineage: Eukaryota; Metazoa; Chordata; Mammalia; Dermoptera; Cynocephalidae
Gene: PML
Product: PML nuclear body scaffold
Exons: 9
Coding region: 49-2685 (878 amino acids)
Biological process (GO): protein monoubiquitination
Cellular component (GO): PML body
Molecular function (GO): ubiquitin protein ligase activity; zinc ion binding
Source: RefSeq, a predicted model, not a curated record